AUGGAGGCUGGCGUGGAAGGCCUCAGCAUCGCCCAGAAACAGAAAGCCAACGAGAGGCAUCACAGGGCCGAAGUCAUGAUAGCCGGAGAGCAACUGAGGUAUGUUUCGCGCCUGUCAUCUGUCAGGGGGGCUGGUGGCCUGUCCGUCUGCGAUGAACAUUUCGAUUACAAGGACACCAAGCUUCUCUACCGCUUCCGCAAGGACGAUGGGACCUUCCCCCUCAACAAGGACGUGAAAGUGUUCCUGAGAGGUCAGGGCCUCUAUGAGGCGCUUAUCGGUGCGGAAGAGUCGAUCCUGAAAGUCAGAGAAGAUAACUCGGUGAAGUACCAAAGAACCUUUCUGGGCUGCGAAAUGAUUGACUGGCUGAUCCAGGAAGGAGAGACGGCAAACCGCAAGGAGGCGGUUGAGCUUUGCCAAACCUUGCUUGAACAUGGGAUUAUCCAACAUGUCACCAACUGGCAUCAUUUCCACGACGGGAACCUCCUUUAUCAGUUCCGCAUCAACUUCCGCCGGAGAAGGCGUCUCACGGAGCUACUGAGCGAGAACGCGCCCCGGGCUCUUUCGGACAGUCCUGACAGCCCUUUCUGCCUCCGCAAGCUGAACCCGGAACAGAGUGGUUCGAGCUUCCUAUCAGUGCAACCCAAUAAGGAAAUCAAGAUGGUCUCAGCCGUUCGAAGGAGCAGCGUCACCUCACUUGCUGGAGGGGCCAAUUCGUAUUUCAAUCCCUCCCCAAGUUUUGGGCUUCCGCCCACUGCUGAAUGCAACCCCAAAUCUGUGUUAAAGAGGUCUGUCACAAAUGAGGAACUCCUGAGCCCUGGGGCACCAUAUAUCAAGAAAACACUCACGAUUGUGGGAGAUGCGGUUGGUUGGGGAUUCGUGGUCCGGGGAGGUCAACCGUGCCACAUCCAAGCUGUGGAUCCAGGUGGACCGGCUGCUGCCGCCGGCAUGAAGGUAUGCCAGUUUGUGUAUUCUGUGAAUGGGAUAUAUGUUUUACAUUUGGAUUACCAGACCAUCAGUAGUCUCAUCAUGACUGGCCCACGGACUCUGGUGAUGGAGAUUAUGGAGGCCGUUGAAUGACUGAGGAACCUCCCCCCCCACACACACACACAUUCUCAUAUUUUCCCCCCUGAACCCCCCCCCCCAUUAUUUGUCCUAGAUCAGACAUCCGUUUCGUUCACUGUGGAGCAGCCAUUUUGCAAAGUAUUUCUUCUGAAGCCAGUGGUCUGCCACCAUAACACUGGUUUAAUUCUCUCACUCCUCUUUCCCUGUAUAUUUUUUUUCUUAUCCCUCUUUUCCCCUGCAUGUUGGCUUCCUGUGUGUGAUUGGCUCCACCUCCUGCGGCAGCCAUUUUGUGGCUGGUUCUGCCUCCCGUGCUGGCCAUUUUGUGGUUAUGCCCCCACCAAUCGGAAUUCCAGAUGUGACCUCAGGCUCAGAAAGAUUGAGGACCCCUGCUUGAAUGUGAAGCAUUGUCCUCUACUAGUUUCAUUUCUGUUUUGUUCUCUCAAAUUUGUGUGUGUCCCCACCUCCCACAAACUCUGUGUUCUUAUAGGCCCCUUCUGCACUUGCAAAAUAAC
Sphaerodactylus townsendi is the source of this 1574-nucleotide messenger RNA. RefSeq names its product DEP domain-containing mTOR-interacting protein-like. Bases 1 to 1077 code for a protein of 358 amino acids. The record is from RefSeq and is a predicted model, not a curated record. Lineage: Eukaryota; Metazoa; Chordata; Lepidosauria; Squamata; Sphaerodactylidae. Gene Ontology annotation, molecular function: protein binding. The transcript has 8 exons. Gene Ontology annotation, biological process: intracellular signal transduction.